Lecanosticta acicola is the source of this 1045-nucleotide messenger RNA. The record is from the annotation of a GenBank genome assembly. NCBI's taxonomy places the organism in Eukaryota, Fungi, Ascomycota, Dothideomycetes, Mycosphaerellales, Mycosphaerellaceae.
AUGUCGUACAAUAUUCCAGAUGCAGACACCCCAAAGCCGCCGGGCCAGAUUCGACCAUACCCCAAGCCCACCUCCACCGGCAAGGUCGAAUUCACUGUCCCAUCCACGGGGGAGAAGGGAACGACGAUUUACAGGAUCUGGGGCACUCUCUCUCCAAACACGACACCUUUGAUCUGCUUGCACGGCGGACCAGGAAUGCUGCAUCGUAAGACACAUGCCUCAUAUGUGGUAAAACAUCGCUGAGAAUGCCCCAGACUAUAUCCUCCCCAUCAGCUUGAUCCACCAGGACUACGGAAUCCCAGUCAUCAUGUACGAUCAGCUCGGAUGCGGUGACAACACCCACAUGCAACAUCACAAAGGUGACACAUCCUUCUUCACCUUCGCUCUGCAUAUCGCUGAGCUGGAGAACCUCCAAAAACAUCUCCAGAUCAAGGAUUUCUACUUGCUCGGUCAGAGCUGUGGCGGCAUGGAAGCCGUGGAAUAUGCAGUGGACUACCAACCUCCUGGCUUGAAGAAGCUCAUCGUCUCCAACUCGCCUGCGGCAAUGCGCACUUGGUCGAAAGUCUGCAAUGGCCUGCGUGCCGCUCUCCCCAAGGAUGUACAGGAUGCGCUGGACAAGCACGAACAAGAAGGAACGACAGACUCCAGGGAAUACGAAGAGGCCACCUUCGCCUUCUACCGUCGCCAUCUCUGUCGCAUCGACCCUUUCCCGCCCGAGAUCGAAGCCAGUCUCGCCGGCAUCGCCGAGGAUAACACGGUGUACGCGACCAUGAACGGACCGAGCGAGUUCACCGUGAUUGGAACGGUGAAGGACUGGGAUUACACCCACAAGCUCAAGACUCUGACCAACGAGACCGUUCCCGGCGGCGUGUUGCUCAUCAACGGACAUUUCGACGAAGCGCAGGAUGAAGUCGUCUGGCCCUUCUUCAACCACAUCGCCGCGCGGACGAAAUGGAUCACGUUUCCCUUGAGUUCGCACACGCCGUUUCUGGAAGAGACGGAAGCUUACAUGAAAGCUCUGGGAGAGUUCUUGAUGGCCAAGUAG